Micropterus dolomieu (smallmouth bass) is the source of this 3255-nucleotide messenger RNA. RefSeq names its product adenosine monophosphate deaminase 3b (gene ampd3b). The record is from RefSeq and is a predicted model, not a curated record. Gene Ontology annotation, biological process: AMP metabolic process; IMP salvage. The coding region runs from base 233 to 2542 and encodes 769 amino acids. Gene Ontology annotation, molecular function: AMP deaminase activity. NCBI's taxonomy places the organism in Eukaryota, Metazoa, Chordata, Actinopteri, Centrarchiformes, Centrarchidae. Gene Ontology annotation, cellular component: cytosol. The transcript has 15 exons.
GAGCAAAGCCUGACACAGUCAAAGUCUCAUUGUAGAUACAGACCAGACCUGACAGCAGUCUUGACAGUGUCAAGAGGUUUCAGCAACACUUUAUAGUGUUCUCACAGAACCGGCAGGAAGUGGCACGCAAAACAGUGGAGCCACAAGCUAAGAGCUAGGGAAUCCAGAAGAGACAGAAGCAGCAACGAGAAAGCUGAAAUACUUGACUCAACAGAGACUGAAAGAGCCAAACAUGGCCAAAAUCACAGCAGAAGAAACGCCACGGCUUUUCCCACGAUUGUCAAUAAAUGAGGUGGAUGAGAAGGUACGUCGGUUGGCAGAGAAGGUGUACGCCUCUGCCCUGAAAGAGGAAGACAACAAGAAUGUUAUGGCACUGUUCACCGUGCCCGAGGACUGUCCCAUCGGUCUGCAUGAGGACAAGCAGCGGGCACUGAGAAAGGAGCUGGCUGAGGAGCAUUCUCAGGAGACUGCUAAAAAGAAGAAGAGUUUCAUGUUGAAGCGUUCACAGUCGUUAUCGCUGAACUCACCUGCCAGCUGUGACUGGCCCCUGUCUGUGGUUUCCCCAGUACUCCCCCCAACAUCACCUGAGCCCAGUCUCCCAGAGAGCUUUCCAGAAUUCCAGAGAGUAACCAUCAGUGGAGAUUACUGUGCAGGGAUCACAGUUGACGAUUAUGAGCAGGCAGCCCAGACUCUCCUUAAGGCACUAUUCAUCAGAGAGAAAUACUCCAAACUGAUCUACCAUCACUUCCCCAGGACCACUGCCCGCUUUCUUCGCAAUGCUGAAAAUGAGAAGUGGCAGGAGGAGGAUGAGGUCUUGCCAAACAUUUGGCCUUGCCCUCGCGAAGGGGAGGACCCAUACUCCAUGGAGGGUAUUCCUGAGGACCUGAACUAUGAGCUGCAGAUAAAGGAUGGAAUAAUUCAUGUUUACAACAAUGCAGAGGCCCUGAAACAACAGCAGCCUCGCAGCCUCCCUUACCCAGACCUUGAGACCUUUGCCAUAGACCUGAGCCAGGUCCUCGCAAUGAUAGCUGACGGCCCAACGAAAACCUACUGUCACAGGCGGUUGAACUUCCUGUCCUCUAAGUUCUACCUUCAUGAAAUGAUGAAUGAAAUGGCUGAGACAAAAGAGCUGAAAUCCGUUCCACACAGAGACUUCUACAAUGUCAGAAAGGUGGACACACAUAUACACGCUGCUGCUUGCAUGAACCAGAAGCAUCUGCUGAAAUUUAUAAAGACCACAUACCAGACAGAGGCAGAUCGUGUGGUCAUGGAGAAGGGCGGUCAGAAGCUCACACUCAAGGAAGUCUUCAAAAACCUAAAGAUGGACCCCUACGACCUCACCGUAGACUCUCUGGACGUGCACGCUGGAAGACAAACAUUUCAUCGGUUUGACAAGUUCAACUCAAAAUACAACCCUGUGGGAGCCAGCGAACUGCGAGAGAUUUACUUGAAAACAGACAACUACAUCAAUGGAGAAUACUUUGCCCGUCUCAUCAAGGAAGUGGCCAAAGAUCUGGAGGAGAGUAAGUACCAACACGCUGAGCCACGUUUUUCGAUUUACGGCCGCUCUGCCAGCGAGUGGAAGAACCUUGCAUCCUGGUUCAUCCAACAUAAGAUGCACUCACCGAACAUGAGAUGGAUGAUCCAAAUUCCCAGGAUCUAUGAUAUUUUCAAGUUGAAGAAACUACUUCCACACUAUUCCAAGAUGCUGGAGAACAUUUUCCUCCCCCUCUUUGAGGCUACAGUCAAUCCGCAAAAGCACAAAACAAUGCAUGUAUUCUUGAAAUAUGUCACAGGAUUUGACAGCGUGGAUGACGAGUCCAAACACAGCGACCACUUGUUCUCUUACAAAAGCCCAAAGCCAGAGGAAUGGACAAUAGAUGAGAACCCUCCCUACACCUACUACCUGUUCUACAUGUAUGCCAACAUCAUGGUGCUCAACAACUUGCGCAAGGAGAGAGGACUGAACACCUUUCAGUUUCGUCCCCAUUGCGGCGAGGCCGGCUCCAUCACCCACCUGGUUUCCGCCUUCCUCACUGCUGACAACAUCUCCCAUGGACUCAACCUCAAGAAGAGUCCAGUGUUGCAGUACCUGUACUACCUGGCCCAGGUCCCGAUCGCCAUGUCCCCACUGAGCAACAACAGCCUGUUCCUGGAGUACUCAAAGAACCCUCUACGAGAGUUUCUACAGAAGGGCCUGUGUGUGUCACUGUCCACUGACGACCCCAUGCAGUUUCACUACACCAAGGAGCCCUUGAUGGAGGAGUACGCCAUCGCAGCCCAGCUGUGGAAGUUGAGCACCUGUGAUCUGUGUGAGAUAGCCAGAAACAGUGUACUGCAGAGCGGACUCUCACAUGAGGAGAAGAAACACUUCAUUGGUCCCAACUACCUACAGCAUGGACCGGAGGGCAACGACAUUCGGCGAACAAAUGUGGCCCAAAUCCGCAUGGCCUACCGCCAUGAGACACUGUGCAAUGAGCUCAGUUUUCUGAGCUCAGUGGAUGCAGUGAAGACAGGUGCUGGAGCUAGCUCAAAUGAGUAAUUGACCAUGGCACAAAUUGUGCCUGAAUAUGUCCUCAGGGAUGAACAGGCAUAGGGUAGGCAGCACAUGCGUUUUUUUAAAAAAAAAAAAACAUUCUUACAAAACAUCCUGACCAAGAUUUGAAAUAAAGGGGUUCUUACAUUGUUGACAUUGGUGCAGAAAUAUGGGGUGGUGUACUUCAUAUAGCAUGAUAAAAACUUAAUUUUUAGACCAUUUUUAAUGUCAUGAACUUUGUCAAUCACUGUGUGCUUAGUUUUAUUGAGAUUUAUUUUAUUUUGAAGGGUGUGACUUGUGCUUGUGUAUUUAGAUGUAUGAAAAGGCGCCACAAAGCCUGACUUACACGUGCAGAAGCAGAAUAUAAAAUGAUUUUCUCUGAGGUUUUUUUUAUAAUUGCAAGGUUGGAAUGUCUGGUGAUUAUUUUUUCCUCCUGUCACUUACAUAUAUGCAUGUCACAAAGGCCUUUAUCUGGACUAUAGAUAGGUGAAGAGUAAAAUAAAUAAAAUUACUAAAAAGGUUACAGAUUUGCCUUUUUGCACUGUACCAUUGCAACAGAAGUGAAUGAGACGCCAGGCAAAUAUUUACGACAGGUGCAAGUGUUAGCAAGCAUUAAAACUAGAUUUGUGGUGCAAUCAGUAUCACAACUGUGAAAAGAACAACUGAUUUAAUUUGUUAUUUCUCAGUUUUAUGUAAAUAAAGGCCAUAAUGUUGUUGCA